AUGUUUGUCGGGGCACUGUACCGGUUCCUUCUCCGCGCGAACUACAUUGGCUAUUUUCGCAUCAGCGAAAUCCUAAACCUGAUGUGGGACGACGUCGCCCUCCAACACGAUGGCGACAGCCAGUAUGUAUCGCUCCGACUUCGUUGGCACAAAAAGGCCAGUGUGCAAAGAGACUGCCAAAUCUACCAUCUCGUUGACAAGAAGUCGUUUACGUGCUUGCGUGUGUGUGGGUUGUUUUCAGAUUACGUGGGCCUCGUCAAUCGGGCCAGUCCGAAUUUAGCCUCCUUGUUCGUUUGUUUUUCCUGCCUACACACUCAAAUCGUCUGGGACCCCAAGACUCAACUGGUACAAACGUAUUGA
Messenger RNA from Aphanomyces astaci, 360 nucleotides. RefSeq lists its product as hypothetical. Bases 1 to 360 code for a protein of 119 amino acids. The transcript has a single exon. Gene Ontology annotation, molecular function: DNA binding. The record is from RefSeq and is a predicted model, not a curated record. NCBI's taxonomy places the organism in Eukaryota, Oomycota, Saprolegniomycetes, Saprolegniales, Verrucalvaceae.